AUGGACCCCCUUCGAUGUAUACAGCCUCUUCUUUUUCGUUAUGUAAGGCAUAGAGUUUCUCAUUUCUACUCGCUUACCUUCUCUCUUUAUUGGCCAUGGAGCAGAAUGUCUCGAGUUUUGAUAAUUCUUUAUCUCUUAUUCUUUAUAUCAGUUCAUCUUUCUUUCUUUCUGACAUAUUUUUGCUCGCUCUUCGCUUUCCAGCCCACACCAUAUUGUCUUCUCAUUGACAUAUUUUCUCUUCUCUCUCUCUCUCUCAUGUACCCACGUCAGUUUCCAUUCCCCCUCACCCCCCACGCGCGCUCUCUCUCACUAAUUGUUUCGUCCUCACCGUCGCCCGUCCGCGCUAUGCUGGAUGCUAUUUCCCAGCGUUUCCGUCGGUGCUCCUCUUCUCCCAAAGCCAAAACGUUCGCCUCUGCUUUUGCCCGAUUAUCGCUGGCGAGCGAAUCACCAUUCUAUUUUCCUUGA
Messenger RNA from Acanthosepion pharaonis, 465 nucleotides. The record is from the annotation of a GenBank genome assembly. NCBI's taxonomy places the organism in Eukaryota, Metazoa, Mollusca, Cephalopoda, Sepiida, Sepiidae.